UUCGUUGUGAAUGUUCCUACCAUUAUAGCAGUCGGGCUCAACCGCCCGCCAAGAGUGUACGCCUUAGCCGCCGAAACCGGCCAUUUUUCUUGAUUCGCGCGCUUUUUGACAGGUGUCAAGUGUAACUUUUUAAAUUUUCCCCCGAGUGCCAAUGUGUUAGUGUGUGCCUUGGAGUUUUUGUGCCAAAAAGGAUUUUCUCAAAGAUCACAACCGGAUGUAGAAUUAAAGUGCGCCAACUUCAACGAUGGGCCACAAGCAAUACCUGGCCGUGGGCCAUUCGGCGGGGGCCAGGCUCUUCGGGUUGGCCCCCCGCGGCGACCGCGCCGUGCCAAUCAAUAUGCUCAUAUCGCAGCAAGGCAAAAUAAAUAGAGGACGCCUGGCAGUCAUCACUUUCAGCAUAUUCACCGUGGCACUCGGCAUCAUUCUAUCCUUCGUACCUUGGCUAGACUACAUUAUAUUUCGGGAACUCAAAAUCUGGAACGGCUCGUUAAGCUACAGCUACUGGCAGCGGCCCGGCGUGGUGCGACUGACCAAAGUAUACAUUUUCAACGUGACCAACCCUCAGGGCUUCCUGGAGAAUGGAGAGAAACCUAAGCUGGUGGAAGUCGGACCUUUUGUGUAUAGGGAAGACAUGGAGAAGGUGAACAUCAAGUUCCACGACAACGAUACAGUCACGUUCCAGCACAACAAGAUACUGCGGUUCGUUCCGGAACUGUCUGUGGAUAAAGCACAGAAACUGGUCGUGCCCAACAUUCCUCUUUUGACCGUGACCUCUUUCUCUCCAAAUCUGGCCGGCUUCCUCUUCAAUUUGCUUGUCUCCGGCCUCGCCAUCACGUACAAGGAUCGAGCCAAACCAUUCGUGCAAGUUACUGCAGAACAGCUAGUCUUUGGAUACGACGACCCCCUGGUGACUCUCGCGCAUUAUUUUUACCCCAAGGGUAAAAGACCGAACAGUCAGAUGGGACUAUUGCUCGCUAGAAACGGAACUCUAGACGAAGUCGAAACGAUAUACACUGGCCAGAAGUCCAUGGAACGGUUCGGGUACAUCGACAAAAUCAACGGCCUGGACCAUCUGCCGCAUUGGAAGGAACGCCCUUGCAAUAACAUCAGAGCUUCCGAAGGUUCGUUCUUCCCGCCUCGCGCUGUGACCAAGUCGGACAUAGUGCAUGUAUACGACAAGGAUCUGUGCAGGAUUCUGCCGCUGCAGUAUCGGAAGGAUUUUUACAAAGAUGGCAUCCAAACCGGUCUCUACACGCCGCCCGCCUCCACCUUCGAAUGCGCCGACGUGAACCCGGACAACAAGUGCUACUGUGAAGGAGAGAAGUGCCCGCCCCGGGGGCUGCAGAACAUCAGCCCGUGCCAGUACAAUGCGCCAGUGUACCUCUCCUACCCUCACUUCUACGAAGCGGAACCCUCCCUGCUGGAUGGCUUUGAAGGCCUGAACCCGCGGAAAGAGAAACACGAAACCUACUUCAUGAUACAACCGAAACUCGGCGUCCCGCUCGAAGGAUUUGUCCGGGUCCAACUGAACCUGAAGGUGGACCGCGCGCCGGAUAUCCGGGUCAACAACAUCCACCGGUUUCCUGAUAUUAUCUUCCCCGUAAUGUGGGUGGAAGAGGGCAUCCACGAAGUCACCACUCCUAUAUGGAGAUGGAUCUAUCUUGCCACGACUGUGGGUCCCGUCGCUGGACCCAUCCUAACCUAUUCCAUGAUUCUCUUCGGUCUUCUGGCACUUGCAGUGGUCUUUCUACGAGCUUACAAAAGCUUCGUAAUCGGUCAAAACUCUCUGGAAAUAAUGGAAUACGGAAGAGAGACUCUACGCCGUGGAUCUACCCUUAUCAUCCACGGAUCACAUAAAAUACUUUCGGGAAAAGAAGCAACAUAUCAACCUCUAAACACAUCUGAAGAAUUUACUGCAGUAGACAGUAAAAUUCAAGAGCUGAAGUUCGUGAAGACAGAUCUUAGCCAAAGUUUAGACGAAUUAAAGUCAAAAUUCAAACCAGAAUUCGUCAGAUCGAAUUUUAGUGAAGUGGAAAGAGAGACGUUAAUACAUUCUGAGAACACGUUCAUAAUGUCAGAACACGGACGGUAUAACUUCUUCCAGUUACCAGAAACAUAUUGUUAGGUAUAUUUUUAAAUUUAUAUGAAUUGUAUGAUGUUUUGUGAUGUGUGGGGGAUGAAAUGAGCCAUUUGGCAGAUAAUGCAGUUGUAUGAGAUUAUUUGCGUUAGCAAAUUUUGGUUUUGUAAAGAUUUUAGUGGAAAAUGGGAUUUGAUGGAAGCCAUUCAGUAAGUCAAUAAAGGUGAUGUAGUAACAGUACAAUGAACAUUAGUGCCUUCAUUAUUAUAAUAAGAAAUGGCUUUUGGUGUUUUUGAAAGACAAUUUAUCAAGUUUGUGAUUAAAAACUCUUUGGUGUUUAUUUCAGCACUGUCUUGUACUAUGUUAAACUUGACCAAUUUCUUCUGAAAGAAAAUCUUUGGGACCAAAUUUAUAAAUGUUAUUGUCAGAAUUAGAAAGAUCCUAGAAUAAAUAAAGUAUAUUAUGGAUUAACUUCGAAAUUUUGUUUGGUGAAUGAUUAUUGGUUGUGUUCUGACUGAAUGUACGAUUCCAAUUUUAGAGGAAUCAUAGUUUUUAUAAAAUAUUUGCUCAUCUU
This is a messenger RNA of Ostrinia furnacalis (Asian corn borer), 2651 nucleotides long. RefSeq names its product scavenger receptor class B member debris buster (gene dsb). Lineage: Eukaryota; Metazoa; Arthropoda; Insecta; Lepidoptera; Crambidae. The transcript is spliced from 13 exons. Gene Ontology annotation, molecular function: scavenger receptor activity. Gene Ontology annotation, cellular component: membrane; cytoplasm. The record is from RefSeq and is a predicted model, not a curated record. Bases 245 to 2125 code for a protein of 626 amino acids.